Molecule: messenger RNA, 933 nt
Organism: Lasiosphaeria miniovina
Lineage: Eukaryota; Fungi; Ascomycota; Sordariomycetes; Sordariales; Lasiosphaeriaceae
Exons: 2
Coding region: 1-933 (310 amino acids)
Molecular function (GO): hydrolase activity
Source: RefSeq, a predicted model, not a curated record
AUGGCUGCUAUGCCUAUCUGCAGAGACUGCUUCUCGGGCACGCUCCGUGGCGACGCCGCCCCGACGGGUGGGGAGGAAGUGCUGCACGGCCUGCCGACGUACGUCGCAGUGCCGGGGCCGGGUGUGGAGCCGCUCGGCGCUGUCGUCAUCAUCCCCGACGCCUUUGGCUGGAAACUGCGCAACACGCGCGCCCUGGCCGACGCGUACGCUCGGCGCAUCCCCGCGACCGUGUACGUGCCGGAUUUCAUGGACGGUGAGACGCUUGGCCACGCGCCGCCCGAGUCCACCAUGGUCCUGCUCGAAUCCAAGCCCGCGGCCGCCGACAGCUGGAUCGUGCGGCGGCUGAAGCGAGCUUGGUCGAUCCUGCAGGUGGCCCCUAGCAUGGUGUCGUUCGCGUACAACUGCCGCGCAUCGCUGGUCAAGCCCCGGAUGCUGCCAUUCUUGAGCGGCGUGCGCGCUGGGGCUGACGGCGCGCCGGGUCUGCAGAAACUCGGCGUCGCCGGAUUCUGCUGGGGCGGGCUUUAUGCCACGAUGCUGACGCACGACGUGGCCGAGAACCGCGUCACGGCCGCCGGCGGGCGCGAGCACCCGCUCGUCAACUGCGCGUUCACGGCACACCCGAGCCUACUAAGCCUACCGGCGCACAUUGCGGGCGUCGCGCAGCCGCUCAGCGUGGCCAACGGCGACGACGACGAGUGGAUGGGCCGCGCCAAGAUGCAGCAGGUCGUUGCGCUGCUCGAGGCCAAGAACGCCCAGGCCGCUCGCGACGUUCACGAGGUCGUCAUCUACCCGGGCGCAAAGCACGGGUUCGCGGUGCGCGGCGACCGCGAUGACCCGCAGCAGAGGGAGAGGGGCGACCAAAGCGAGGACCAGGCCGUCAGCUGGUUCCAGCGGCACUUUGAGGCUGCUGAGCUGGGCGUUAGAAGCGCGUAG